This is a messenger RNA of Amaranthus tricolor (Joseph's coat), 669 nucleotides long. RefSeq lists its product as uncharacterized. The transcript has 2 exons. The record is from RefSeq and is a predicted model, not a curated record. The coding region runs from base 1 to 669 and encodes 222 amino acids. NCBI's taxonomy places the organism in Eukaryota, Viridiplantae, Streptophyta, Magnoliopsida, Caryophyllales, Amaranthaceae.
AUGGCUAGGAUAGCAGUGUUGGUCGGAGUUCUGGAAAGUUGUUACACGUCGAAUACAAGCAGAAUGACUUACGGAGCAAGAGGCUAUCAGGAUCCCAAAACAUCGUGGGACUCUCUUAUUGAAAGAUUUGAUCAACACAAAAGGGUGCUUCUUCCACAAGUUAGCCAUGAGUGGAAGAAUUUAAGAAUUUCAGAUUUUAAGACUCUUAGUGAGUACAAUUCAACAUUAUUCCGAAUUGCAUCAAUGUUGAAAUAUUGUGAGCACCCGGUGACUGAUGCAGAAAUGAUUGAACUCACAUUAUCUACUUUUCAUCCAUCAAACAUUAUUCUGCAACAACAAUAUAGGGAAAGACAUUUCAAAAGAUAUUCAGAUCUGAGUGUAGUACUCUCACUGGCUGAACAACAUAAUGAUCUUGUUUGGAAAAAUCAUAAUAUGAGACUUAUUGGAUCUCAAGCUAUCCGUAAGACACACUCUACUAAAACGCAUGUGCCUGAAGCACAUGCUGUUGAAAAUAAAGGUCGUGGAAAUUAUAAUAACCGUGGUAGAGGACGCGGAAAUUUCCGAGGAAGAGGACGAAGACAAGGUCGUGGAAAUUUUAAUGGACAUGGUAGAAAGUUUCAAGGAUUCGGUGGAGGCCACUUUCCCCAAAAUUAUCAAAAUGGUCAUUAA